Andrographis paniculata is the source of this 1242-nucleotide messenger RNA. Its product is annotated as B3 domain-containing protein Os12g0591400-like. The record is from RefSeq and is a predicted model, not a curated record. The transcript is spliced from 7 exons. Gene Ontology annotation, molecular function: DNA binding. Bases 461 to 1156 code for a protein of 231 amino acids. NCBI's taxonomy places the organism in Eukaryota, Viridiplantae, Streptophyta, Magnoliopsida, Lamiales, Acanthaceae.
AAGUCUUGUGCAUGUAUACUUACUUUAUGAUACAAACAUAUUCUGUCACAGCCACUCGGUCUAUUAAUGAUCACUCCAGCCUGAAUUAAACUGCUAAAGUAUGCUGUCUUAAGCCCUCCGCAAAGAUCUUACAUGAGAUUUUGGCGACGAGGUUGGCAUGGCCUGCUCAUCCUAGCUCAUGGAAUACCAAGACCUCUAAUACUAAAUACGAUGUCGCAUUACAAGUAAUCCCUUGAGUUGCGCUUUAAUUCUCCGGCUCCUUAAUUUGUCCAUCUGAAGCUUAGGAAGAUCCAAAGCAAAUUUACACCGGCUGCUCCUAGAAUACAACUCGAUCGAGGGCGAUCAAAUCAGGACCACGAUGGAGCAGAAGGUGUAUGUUCACAAUGGAUAAAUGGUGCCAUAUCUAUGAUCAGUAACAUCUAGGUAAAUCAAGGUUAAAAAAAUCCAAAAACCAAAAAAGAUGGCUUAUAAACGUCAUGAGGGCUCCAUAUCUCAUCUGACAGAGAAGGAGUUAUCACCGUCAAUUCCCCGUUUUUUCCAUGUACUGAAUGAUGCUCAUGUCUUACAUGCACUGCGCUUGCCAUCUUCAUUUGCUCCAAAGGUGGAGCACUUGGUGGACCAAGAAAUCCUCCUUGAGGAUUUAUGUGGGCAGAUAUGGCCUGUGACUCUAUCAUAUGUUGACAAUGCAUUAUCAUUCGCAUUGGGAUGGGAAAUAUUUUAUAGGGACCAUGCUCUUGAGGGGGGAUGUUCCUUGAUAUUUAACUAUGUAGGAGAGAGGCACAUGUCUGUUCAAAUAUAUGAUCCAAGUGGUUGCGAAAGAACUUGCUUCACCUAUCCAGUGCGACAACUGAACAAUCAGAACUGCUAUAAUGUUGGGGUUGAGGAGAUUUCUGAAAUGGGAUCAGCUCCUCGAACUGCAGCCAUGGGGAUGCCUCAAAGAAAGGGAGUCUCUAUUUCCGAUAUCCAUAAUGGGUUUGGGAAGCCGAUGGGAGGUAUUGCCAAGGAGAAAAUGGGUGCCUCCGGGCAAGUAAUCCUAACGAAGGUAGAACUUGUGCAUGUAAAACAAGAAAUUUGUUUGGAAGAGGAAAUGGAUGCAACCCCAUCUGCAAAUGCUAGCCACUCAUCAAAGGACCCUAUUAGCCCACCGCCCGUAUAGUGUUUGCUUUCUUUAUUUCACUAUUAAUUACAUCCAAUCUUUUGAAACAUUCUAAAUUCUUGCAUUUGUAACGCAAUAGAGUUGAC